AUGAUUCAUUCCAGAGGUUUAUGGAAUUUGCAUGCAUCGCGAAAUUUGCGACUCUACUGUUUGCAAAUAAGGCGAAUUUCACAUACAUCUUAUAAUUAUUCAGAAUCAGAUUCCAAGUCUACAACUGCAUCGAAAAGACCGUACAAUAAACGAGUGACAAAUGACCAACUCACGGACGUCUUGAAGAAGGCUCCGAAGUUGAUGGCUAAUCCACGGGAAAUCCGUUUGCUAGGAGAUGACGACGACUCAGCUAUAGUAACCAAGAAACCAUUCCAGAAAGUAGACAAGCGUUACCAGAAGGACCUUGAUAAGGUAGUUAGCGUCGCUGAAAAGAAGGUUAAAGCUGAAAAUAUUGAAGAACUGACCGAUAUUAAAGCAAUUGAAGUCGAGAAAUCAAGUAAAAGGCGAAAUGGACACAGAAACAGUGACCAGGAACCACAUACAACUAAACUGAAGAACAGAGAUAGUCGAUUCGACAACAGCAAGAGCAAUAAUACCCGAGAUUUCAUUUUGGAAAGACUCCAGAAGUCAGACAAAUCUAUCUUCCUGAAGAGCGUCAGACCCACGAUAUCCAAAUCCAGAGCCAUGAGAGUAAUGAACAGAACCAAGAAGUACGGAGACAAGAUAGGAAGAGACAAACCAAACAAAGACAAACUAGGCAAAGACCGCACACGCAAGCUUGUGAAAGUUGAUUCCGAAUUGAUAUCAGUCAAUGAAGACGAACUUGCUAGAGCCAAAGAGCCAGAUUACGAACAAAUACCGAUGUUAUCACACGAGUUGGAUAGAGUGCUAUUUUCUCCAGGAGUACAUUUCUUACAAGAUCCAAGAACCAGAAUCUACAACUUUCCACCAUUUUUGAAGAAGAUCAUUAAAUACGAAGACUUCAACUUUGAGGCUGUAGGUGCGUUCCAGAGAGUGUCAAAAGACUCUGCCUUAUUAAAUAUGUGUAAAGCAACUGAUAGACAGUACUAUUCUUCUACAUCAUCUAUGACUUCUACGUUGAUGCAAUUCUACUACUUGCUCAAUAACUUCACAACUGAUUCCGAAAAGUUUGCUUCUAGAUUUGGUUCGAUUCCAUACACUGGCUUAAUGACCAAAUUACCUGCCAGUUUGAUCAUAACUCCUAGAGGGAAGAAUAGCCAAAACAAAACCAUCUAUUCUAUAGAAUCAGACAAGUCAUACGACACAGAGAUUUUAUUACUGGCCAUGGGUCAUUGUCUCGAGACAUUGUUAACGACAGAACCAGAGAAAUUCAAAGAGUACAACAUCGACUAUGAUGGCGAUGUAGAGAACCCACAAAGUGUAUACAACUACUCUAAGUACGGCAAGUUUUUGAUGCGUUCACAGCUCGAUUGUUUUGACUCCAGAUUGCCCCGAAAGACGUUUGAUCUCAAGACAAGAGCCGUGUGUUCGAUUCGCUAUGAUGGAGCCAAUCCCGAUCUCGAAAGGGAUCUGUACCAGAUCUGGAGGUUGAAGGGAGAAUAUGAAUCGUUCGAGAGAGAGUACAACGACUUGGUGAGAACUGGGGCUCUCAUGAAGUAUAUGUUCCAAGCAAGAAUCGGACAGAUGGAUGGGAUAUUUGUUGCAUACCAUAACAUCAAUUCGUUCUUUGGAUUCCAGUACUUGCCAUUAGAAGAGUUAGACAAUGUAUACUACAACCAUGAGACGUUUGAAUCCAUCAAGCAUACGGAUCCAAAGUUGGUGGACAUAUCUCCAGAGGAAGUGGAUUUGUCUACGCUUUCAGAACAAUUGCCAACGUACAUCGGAGAAACCCAAUUCAAGAUGAGUUUGAGCAUCUGGGAUAGGUUGCUCGAGACAGUUACCAAGCAAGUAGGAGACGAUGUAGCCUUCCGGUUAAUUCUUAAGGCUGAACGUAGAGGUUCUCGCACCAGCUUGAAGGUGUACGCUGUGCCUAUAGACGAGAGCGAGAUAUCUGCAUUACAGGAUUUCCCUACACAAUUCCAAACCAGCUUCCGUGAAAAGCUUUCAAAUGAGGAUCGGUUGAAGAAUUUGAUACAGCAUCGCGAUGAUUUGAUGAAGUUCAAUGAAGAAACCUUCGCGAAGAAGGAGGUCUACGCCUAUACCGUUGUUAUCGACAGCCACAUUAUAGGUGGCACCCCGUCUACAGAAGAGUUUCCACUUCCCAAGCGCGUUGGUGAGGAUUGGAAGGUUCAGUAUCUGAUGUUGAAGUACGAAUCGGAUGACGGAGACAUCAACCGGAGCAAGUUGCUCAAUCUCUUGCGACUCCCCACCGAUGCGAUAACCGCCGGGUUUGAAAGAAGUACCAGGAACAAUUCGUCCGAGCCUGUAGAAGCAAGAGAGAGGAGAAAAUUGACCCGUGAAGAGAUAUUGAAGAUCUACUCGAAGAUAGGCAGUGCCCGGGCCAGCAAGUGGAGUAACAAGGACUCGAUGAACAGGGUCUACGAGCCAUUGACACGAGGAAAAAAUAGUAUAAAGAAGUAG
Scheffersomyces stipitis CBS 6054 is the source of this 2463-nucleotide messenger RNA. RefSeq names its product Pet127p (gene PET127). The transcript has a single exon. Bases 1 to 2463 code for a protein of 820 amino acids. Gene Ontology annotation, cellular component: mitochondrion; mitochondrial envelope. The record is from RefSeq and is a predicted model, not a curated record. Gene Ontology annotation, biological process: mitochondrial RNA 5'-end processing. NCBI's taxonomy places the organism in Eukaryota, Fungi, Ascomycota, Pichiomycetes, Serinales, Debaryomycetaceae.